This is a messenger RNA of Leishmania braziliensis MHOM/BR/75/M2904, 543 nucleotides long. NCBI's taxonomy places the organism in Eukaryota, Euglenozoa, Kinetoplastea, Trypanosomatida, Trypanosomatidae. The record is from the annotation of a RefSeq genome assembly.
AUGGCGUUCACAACGCGUCACUGCGUCUCCGAGGACUGCGAGGACUCCUCUGAUGUUCCGCUGAAGCUUCACUCUUUCCUGGAGUUCUUGGAUGCUUAGGUGUUCUCUAUGGUCGGCAGCAACACAGUGCACCAGGACGUCUCUUCCAGCGCAUCGGAGAAAAGCGCGGGGGAGUUGCUCGAGGCUGGCAUCCGUCGCUCGCUGCAACUCGCGCCGUCUAAUGCGGCCGCCGACCGCCAGCGCCAGUGCUACUGUCUCGUCAACGCGCACUGCAUAUGCGGACAAGUUCCCUCCCUGCUGAUGUUCAAUGCUGCAGCCGUUCUGCUGUCGCUGGCGCACGGUGUGACCAUCAGCAUCCCCAAGGCUGAUGCCGUCGCCGCCGCGUACACCUCGCGCACUGCAACGACAUCAUUUUUUGACGAGCCCAUGUACAUCCCGCUGUGCCUUACCCCUGUGACGUUCAUGACGCCCCUGCCAGUGAUGCCGCUGACGGCGACGCCCACGAUGCCAACGAGCACAACGUCAGCAGGAUGCCGAUGUUAA